Vigna unguiculata (cowpea) is the source of this 1647-nucleotide messenger RNA. RefSeq lists its product as uncharacterized. The record is from RefSeq and is a predicted model, not a curated record. Gene Ontology annotation, molecular function: hydrolase activity. NCBI's taxonomy places the organism in Eukaryota, Viridiplantae, Streptophyta, Magnoliopsida, Fabales, Fabaceae.
GUAGCAAAAGGGUUACAUGCUUUUUCUUGUCACUUCUAAUUUGAGAUCCAGGUUACUACUGAGCUUAAAUGUUAUGAGUUAAGAGCUAGAAAGUAGGGGAAAAUACCUAGAAGCUGCGGUUCCCUUUCCAAUAGCAAUUCUCAGUGAUUUUUAUUUCUGGAAUUUCUUUUAGUCUGUGAUAAUUUGAGGACACAAAAAGUGAAGGAAAAGAAAAAGACUUUAGUUUGAGGUUAAUGGGUACCCAUCAAUCAAUCAAGCAGGAAUUGAUAAACAAAUAUGAUCUUUACAAGCACGGUUAUUCUUUCUUGUUUUCAGUAAUAUUCUUCAGCUGCUGUUGCUGUUAUCUUUAUUUUCUGGCCACAGCCCACAAGCAUAGAUUCUCUCUAUGUGCGAGUCCUCUGUCCUUGCUGUGUGCCUUAGAAAUGGAUGAAUGUGCUUUACACUGCUUGGAUUCUCUUUGCCCAUAAAAGGUGGGAGUGCUGAGAACUGUUUGUCACAGCAAGAUGAGCUAUGCACAUUGUCAUAUGGGCUCUGGUAGUAGAACUGGUAGGAGAGGUUUGGAGUUUGGGAAGACACAUGUGGUGAGGCCAAAAGGAAAACACCAAGCCACUAUAGUUUGGCUGCAUGGUCUUGGUGACAAUGGUUUGAGCUCAUAUCAGCUGCUGGAAUCUCUUCCACUUCCAAAUAUAAAAUGGAUUUGCCCAACUGCUCCUACCCGCCCUGUAACAAUACUUGGUGGUUUUUCCUGCACUGCAUGGUUUGACAUGGGAGAACUUUCAGAAGAUGGUCCAGAUGACUGGGAGGGUUUAGAUUCCUCAGCAGCACACAUUGCCAACUUGUUAUUAACAGAGCCAGCUGAUGUGAAAGUUGGAAUUGGAGGCUUCAGUAUGGGUGCUGCAGUAGCUCAAUACUCUGCAACUUGUUUUGCCAUGGGAAGGUAUGGAAAUGGCAUCCCGUAUCCAGUGAACUUAAGAGCAGUUGUUGGACUGAGUGGCUGGCUUCCUGGAUCAAUGAGCUUAAGGAACAAAAUUGAAGUGUCACAUGAAGCUAGAAGGAGAGCUGCUUCAUUACCUCUUUUGCUGGGCCAUGGAAUCAGUGAUGAUGUAGUCCUCUACAAAUACGGAGAGAAAUCAGCACAAUCCUUAAGUUCAGCAGGGUUUCGAUACAUUACAUUCAAAUCCUAUGAUGGGCUUGGUCAUUAUACUGUUCCAAGGGAGAUGGAUGAGGUCUCCAAUUGGCUUAACUCAAGGCUGGGGCUUGGGGGAUCCUCAUGAAUAACAUAACAUAACGAGUGGCUACAUCACAAAAUGGUUUUCCAGUAUAUAUAAUAUGGUAUUGGUAUAGGAGGAAUAGUCUUCUGCGUUCCUUUAGUUAUGUUGCUGAGAAAUAAAGACCUGAAUGUGUUUACCAAGCAGUAAUCUCCCUUCACAUUAUCACAGUACCUAGAGACAGGGUCAGUUGUACUGUUGGAAAGAUUUUGUUUCAAUUGUUGUAAUAUAGGGUACUUAGUAGUGUUAUUUAUCAAUUUCAGAGUGUUUUUUUCUUCCUUUUGGUGGGGUUGGGUUAGUGUAAAAUGCUUGCAUGGACUGUUGGAGCUAUAAAAUCCUGUAAACUACUUAGUAUAUGAGUUUGUUUUCAAGUAACCAA